AUAUUUUUAUAUUAAUUUGCAGCUGCCUCCUAUAAUUAGGUGGUGCCACCAUAAUGCCAUAGAUUAAAAAAAAAAUGCACAUCUCAUCAUAUGUUGCUCUGUUCCGUGAUUCUGUUUCUCCGGUUUUUCCGCCUCUCCGCGGAUCUCACACGCCCUUGUGUAAAAAAAAAAAAAAGAGAGAGAGAGAAAAAGGCACGUCAGGCGCGGGUCAUUGUAGUCGUCGCGCGCAUCUCAGAGCACUCCCUUUUCUUCCUCUCUCGCUUUCUCUCCACCCCUCAGGCGUUUCAGCUCUCAGCCGCACUGAACGCGUAGAGAGAGGACUGCAGGUCGCGUUUGCGUGCUCACCGACGACCCUGUUUAUUCUAUAUCCCCCCUUCUAAAAGCGUCAACGAGCCGAGGCUUUUCCCCCCCUGAAUCCUCCAGUUUCCACCAAAGCCAGCCCCAGUUUAUCUCCAGCAUGUCAGGCGAAGACGCGCCCGCGCAGCAACAGAACGCCGACGAGCAAAAACCGCAGCAGCAGGAUGCCGAGUCCAAAGCGGAGUCCCCCAAAACCGAGAACAAACCGGAGGCAACGCCCGCCGAACCCGACGCCACCACCGACGCCGCCGCUGCUGCUGCCGCUCCAGCAGAGGCGUCGGCGGCGCCCGCUGAUAAGCCCGCCGAGGAGGACGCGUUCACCUACCGCGCGCUCGUGCUCACCGGCUACGGCGGUUACGACAAAGUGAAGCUGCAGGUGAAGAAAGGAAAGCCGGCGCUGAAGCCCGGCGAGGUGAUGGUGCGAGUCAAAGCGUGCGGCCUCAACUUCGCCGACCUCAUGGCGCGCCAGGGGCUCUACGACCGCCUCCCCUCUCCGCCGGUCACGCCGGGGAUGGAGUGCUCAGGGGUCGUCGAGGCCGUCGGUGAAGAAGUGACGGACAGAAAAGUGGGUGAUAAGGUUCUGGUUCUAAACCGCAGUGGUCUGUGGCAGGAAGUGGCAGUGGUCCCCACCGCACACACCUUCCUUAUGCCCGAGGGGAUGAGCUUCGAGGAGGCGGCCGCUCUGCCAGUCAACUACAUCACCGCUUACAUGAUGCUGUUUGACUUCGGCCACCUGCGCCCCAACCAGAGUGUGCUCAUCCAUAUGGCUGCAGGAGGGGUGGGGAUCGCUGCCACUCAGCUCUGUAAGACUGUGAAGGAUGUCACUAUCUUUGGAACUGCCUCCGCCAGUAAGCAUGAGGUUAUCAGCGAGGGAGGAGUCACACACCCCAUUGACUACCGUUCACGGGACUAUGUCGAGGAGGUCCGCAAGAUCAACCCCAAAGGGGUGGACAUUGUCCUGGAUCCUCUUGGAGGUUCUGACACCCAUAAGGGUUACAACCUGUUGAAGCCAAUGGGCAAACUCAUCAGUUACGGUGCCGCCAACAUGCUGUCUGGUCAGAAGAAAAACCUGUUUGCUGUGGCUAAAACCUGGUACCAGCAGUUCUCCAUUCACACCUUGAGUCUGUGCCAGAACAACCGUGCCGUCUGCGGCUUCCACCUGGGCUACCUGGACUCUGAGCUCGUCGUAGAUGUCAUGAAGGGCUUGCUGGAUCUGUACCAGCAGGGCAAGAUCAAACCCCGCAUUGACUCCACCUACCACCUUGAGCAGGUUGGUGAUGCCAUGCGUAGGAUGCAGGAGAGGGGCAACAUCGGCAAAAUCAUCCUCUCCACCGAGCCCAUGAAGGAGGAGCCCAAGAAGGAGGAGGCCAAGAAAGACGAGAAGGAGAAGAAAGAGGACAAGAAGAAAGAGGAAAAGAAGAAGGACGACAAGAAGAAGGAUGAGUCCAAGAAGGAUGAAAAGAAGAAAGAGGAGACCAAGAAGGAGGAAAAGAAAGCUGAGGAAAAGAAACCAGAGGAGAAGUUAGAAGAGAAGAAUGCAGAAGAGAAGAAAGAAGAGGCCAAGAAAGAAGAGAAUUGAGAGUUGGGCAGAAGCUAGGCAGGAAAUUGGUGGCUGUGAAUUGUUUGUCUUUGGAGUAGGGGAUUAUUUGAGUCUGUGUUGCGUGUAUGUGUGCGAGUGUGUUUGUGUGUAGUGGUGUUGGGAAGUACAGCGUAGUCCAGCUCUCUGCUCAACCCCAGGCACUUACUCUGGCCUUAAAUCAUCGCCUUGUGCUGAAAUCUGUAAUUGUUUAUCCAGCCUUGUAUAAGUUGAGAACUCAAAAGCUGUUUACUAACUAACUAACAAGUGCACAAGCCUGUGCAUGCACGCGCACACACCCACACACACACACACACUCCUACACCCACACACACACACACACUCCUACACCCACACACACACACACCAGGGAUAUGCCACUCUAUUAUGCCACUAAAUUUCUCUUAUGUUACUUUUCCUGUAUUCACUCCUGUACUCUGUGCUGUUACUAUUCUUUAACUGCGUGCCAUUUGAGGUAUGCUGGAUCAGUAUUAUACUGCCAAAGCCACUAAUUCAUCAUUUUUCUGCUCCUCCUCAUCCUCUCACCUUCAACAUUGCUUUAACACACUACUCUCAUCUCAAGCACUUGUUCUUUAGCAUUUCAGAUUUGGCUUAACUGCAUUCUCAAUGCUUUUUUUGUCUAAUAGCUGUGCACCCACAAAGGAUUAUGGGUAAAUGCCAGGGUUGAGCAGGAGUCCUGUUGCCAUGACUACAAUGUUUCAUACGUGUUCUGUCUCUUUAUCCCAAACUCCCUCCCACUCAUCUUCCUGGUCAUAUCUGUUCUCCCCUUAGUGAAUCCUGUUCUCCUAUUAGGACCAGACUCGCUGAUGGAGAAGUCAAUCAUUGAGCCCCGCCCACAUUGUUCACCAAGGCAAUAAGGAGGAGUCAGUGUGGUUUCUAAUUAGCUGUUCUAAUUUCACAUGCACCUGUUAAAACUCGAAAAUAUGAUCGAUUUCUUUAAAAGGUUUCAAUGUAAGGACCAAACUGCAAGUAAAGACUGGUUUUUUUUUUUUUUUUUUUUCCUUUCCAGAAGUAAUGACAAUUCCAGGUUUCAAAAAGAAUGCAGGUUGUGGGCCAGCAAAAGGAAAGAGGCGGUGAUGCAAUGAAAUAUUUUUUUAGGCACGCUUUCAAAAACACAAAAGAAAACUAAGGACAGAACUAAAAUGCCAUAUGAUAUCGUAUAAAGGUCCUAUGUCUUCGAUUUAGUGGCCUGGUUAAGCGUAUAGUCGUGAUUUCAAUCAAGCUGUGCACAAAUCAAAUCAUGACCGUCAUUAAACAUGUUGCUUGCUAGGAUCUUAAUGGAGUUCACUAAAGAACAGUACCCAUCUAACAUCUCCCCACACAUAGGCAUGCAGACACACACAUUCUGAGGUUAUUGUAUUACAGCAGAGAUGUGAAAACACUCUUUGAGAUUUGAGAUCCUGAAUGUUUUUUUUUUUUUUUUUUUUUCCUGAGCCUCCUCCAGGAUUCCACAUUAUCUGGAGCAUUCCACUUCGAUCCUUAUGACCGUUGGCCUGUUUCCAGUGUAAUUGUUGUUUUUCAGAUUUUCUACUUCAUUUUCUCUCUCUCUCUCUCUCUCUCUCUCUCUCUCUCUCUCUCUCUCUCUCUCUGUCUCUGUCUCUCUCGCUCUCUUGAGUUUUACAGCCAGUAGUUGGCAUAGCAACAGGCAUUUGGCCAGCAAGCAAUGACACAGUUGCCCCCACCAUCCCACCCACCAAUUCCAAGCACUCCACACUUAUUUACGUGCUUUUGAUCCUCCGGCUUUUAUACAACUAAAUAUUGUUUAAAAUCUCUUUCUAUGCUGAUUUGACAUGUAUUCAGGCUGCUGUGUCAGAGUCCAGUCCAAAGGGUGUAACCUGGCACGCCUUCCAACUCUGAAACCUGUCAUUCAAACUCACUGACUCCUCCCUCGGCUAGACUUAUGCAUCUGUAGUGCACUACUGCCUCUCAUGGCGAUGUAGAUGCACUGCAGUGACUUUUUUUUUUUUUUUUUUCCUCCCCUUCCCUUUCCGUCCCUCCGUCAGUGGGUCUGGUUUUUGUCUGUGUGUGAAGUGCAGUGUGUUUGUAAGAGUGUGUGUUGUGUACAGAUGUGGUUGAGAAGUUGUAUGGAUGUACGUCUUUGUCCUCAGGUCAGUUGUCAGAUCUAGAUGAAAAUGUUUUUUUUUUUUUGUUUUGUUUUUUCUUCCUGUCUCUACCUCCCUUAUACUAUGAGCUAGCUCUCCUGUCCACCCUCCUUGCAGUUUAAUCUUUAACAAACAUAACUUGUAAACAUCUCUUUUUCUCUCUCCCUCCCUGUGGUGAAUGGCCUGUGUUUAAUUUGGUAUUAUUUGCACUCUGCUUGUGGAUCGUAAUGCACUUAUAGGGAUGGCAGUCCCACUUCCCGCCCCACUGUUCCUCAGGAGUCCCCUCAAUUUAUUUUUGUUUAGCGCACACACACACACACACACACACACACACACACACACACACACACACUGCGCUUUCUUGCAUUCAUAAGCACGCAUAUGAAUAGUUUUUGCUCUCUACACACACGUCACGUAUAGAAACAGAACUUCAUCUCAACCUUUGAUCAUUUUGAGCUUGUCCAUACAUGGAGGAGGUUACCAGAAUGCAUCGGGAAGGGUGUGGCACUGCCAUCCUUGUCUAAAGAGUGACAGUGUUCUGACACGAGACCGGCAACUGGAUUCGGCGAAUGCGAAUUCUGUUUCGGGAUCAUUUGCGCCCAUGUUGUAUUUUGUUUUGUUGUGUAUCUCUGGUUCUCUGCCUGUGUUCUUGUGAAAAGUGCUUCACUUUCUGAAGCACAACAUGACCCCUACUAACCCUCCAGCAAAGGGCAUCCUCAUUCUUUUCCCUGUUGGUUUUUUUUUUUGUUUGUUUGUUUGGUUUUUUUUGGUUUGUUUUUGUUGUUGCUGUGUAGCCCUAUUAUUCGUUUGAGUGUUUUUAAGUUGAAGAGGCUUCGCUGCACUUCCAUUCAAAUGUGAGGAAUGACAUUUUGUUGAUCCUGAUUGUGUGCCAAACUGUGCUUGAGGCUCUUGCCUUCACUCCAGCUAUCCUUACUACACUGAACGACAAAACAGAAGGAACGACAAGAAUCAUUGCUGGUCGCUUUUAAAACGACCUUCAUUAAAAAAAAAUAAAAGGAAAAAAAAAAUUAACCAAUGUCGUACCUGUCGUGUGUGGUUGAUCGCAUCGCUGAAAGUUACUGGUGCUUAAAAAAAAACUCCUGGCUUUUUCGCUAAUCCAUGUAAACGCUGUUUAGGUCUCACUGUGCCGAUUCGUUUUCCGAACACUGGAAUACCUCCACGAAAGACACACAUGCACAUACACUUGCCAACCUCUCUGGCACACCAGCUCUGCUCAGAAGGGCUGAUCUGUCAAUCAGUUAAUGCUAAAUCUGUUAGUGUUUACAACUCAACAGGAAAUAACAGACAGUGCAGAACUGGUGAUCAGACUUGAUGAGUUAAGAUACAGCUGAAAAUGCCAACUAAAGUCAACCUGCUCAAAGAAAAACAUUUUGUGUUCAUGCAUGCAGCAACUGCAAUGUUUGGACUGGAUUCUAGUUGUAGAACCCAGGUUCCACCCUGGAUCUUCCAUCUCAUUCUCUAAGCAGGGUUGUUCUGGUCAUAUACCCCUUUGGCUGGGUGACAUCAGGGCUGUUCCACCAUUUCCUCCGUCGUGAUUUCAUCUGGCUGUACAGCAAAAAUCAAUUCUGCAGUUCAGUCCCGGUAGUAUUAACAUCUGCUUUAUUGUUGCAUGCAUUCACUGGCAUGAGGUUUAUACAUUAGCAUGCAGUUUGCUUUUUAGUCAGCGUACCUAUUUUCUUAGGUUCAUAGGCCCAAGAUAAGCUUAGCUGCAAGUGUGUGUGUCUCUGGUUUAUAUGGAGAUAUGCUGUGUGGAUAAUUCAGGGCUCUGUCUGAGCCACUCUGUUUCCUAGUUUUCUCUCUCCAUUCCAUAGCCGCUAUAACUUUCCGAGAACAGGAAACUCAUUUUAAGACUGCUUUCAGCUUUUUCAGAGCAGUGGUGUGUGACCCAAACUGCUUGAGCGUAUACAUUUUUACCUUUUGUCUUUUCAACACCAAAACUGAUGAAUAAUUAGCUUUUUUUUUUUUCUUUUCCUCAAUAAAUUACUAUGUGCUGGUUGACAGGGUACUUACCAAAUGAUAAAUUUAUAAAACGUACAACUUGGAUUUCUCCACCGUAGUUGUGGUAUUUAUCAAAGCGACGCAUUUGUAAGAACUGAGAUUUCUAUAUAGAUGCGUCAGGCAUUUGUAUGUUAGGACCCGAAUGAUUGCCAUGACAUGACUCAACACCUCAGUUGCUAAAUAGCUUAAAUCAUUGCUUUUCUCUCGAGCUGUGUUUGUAUAAUCACCCUUUCUUCCACACACGUCAGAGAUGCGACAGACUGUUUCCUUUGUUUUUCCUUCAUCAGUGUUCCCCAGCCUCCCCCUUUUUCUCUCUAUCUCCAAUGUAUUUGAGACCCUUUGAAGGGGCCGCUGCUUCUGUGCUCGACUCUGGGUUGGAUCACGUGUGACUCGCAAAGGUGGUCAAGAGGACCAUAGAGCUCGUUUAACGCUUCUGUGUGUGAUGUUACCAUUAUGCCUUACAUGUUUUCCAGGACUAAUAAAAGAGCAUAACACAAAAAUA
Molecule: messenger RNA, 6577 nt
Organism: Silurus meridionalis
Lineage: Eukaryota; Metazoa; Chordata; Actinopteri; Siluriformes; Siluridae
Gene: vat1
Product: vesicle amine transport 1
Exons: 6
Coding region: 458-1936 (492 amino acids)
Molecular function (GO): oxidoreductase activity; zinc ion binding
Source: RefSeq, a predicted model, not a curated record